Molecule: messenger RNA, 462 nt
Organism: Anisakis simplex (herring worm)
Lineage: Eukaryota; Metazoa; Nematoda; Chromadorea; Rhabditida; Anisakidae
Source: the annotation of a GenBank genome assembly
AUGGUAAACACUCGUCAAUGGUACAUCUUGCUUACUGGACAGUCGUUAUCAACGGGCGUGCGAUUCGGUGACCAUCAAAAUUUGGUACCCACCGAAGAGUGUCUUUCGCUUUCGAUUCGAUCGAUGCAUCAUAUGUCGGUAUUCUUUUGCGCUCUAGUUUGCGUUCGACCGGUUCUUACCAUCCCAAAAAGCUCCGAAAACGGAAUGACAUCGCUUCCAAGAUGUCUUAAUCAAGCUGAGUUUCGAUGUGAGUCGGGUGAGCAGUGUAUUCCGAAGGAAUGGCUUUGUGAUGGUCGAAACGACUGUGCGGACGGAAGUGACGAACGUUUCUGUCGACACGAUAGCUUUCAGCCGUUUUUGGUCGGCUUAUUUUUGUUUGAGCGUGACUUCAUUUUUAAACUUCACGUAUGGUUCAUUUUAAAUAGCUAUGUGACUGUGGAACUGCUUUGCUCAAGAGUAUGA